Messenger RNA from Hemisphaericaspora subhashii, 1080 nucleotides. RefSeq names its product NADHX dehydratase. The coding region runs from base 1 to 1080 and encodes 359 amino acids. Lineage: Eukaryota; Fungi; Ascomycota; Pichiomycetes; Serinales; Debaryomycetaceae. Gene Ontology annotation, biological process: metabolite repair. The transcript has a single exon. Gene Ontology annotation, molecular function: ATP-dependent NAD(P)H-hydrate dehydratase activity. The record is from RefSeq and is a predicted model, not a curated record.
AUGCUUCGUAAUCGUUCCCAUAAAGAACUAAUCAAUCUCUCUCGUCAAUUAAUCCAACCAUUACUCCCCCACUUCCAUAAAGGACAAGCCGGUAGAGUAACAGUAAUCGGGGGAAAUGAAGAUUAUACCGGAGCACCAUUUUUUGCCAGUCAUUCAGCAGCAAUUGUGGGAGCUGAUUUAUCUCAUGUCAUAUGUGAGAAAUUGGCCGCACCUAUUAUCAAAUCAUAUUCACCUGAUUUAAUGAUUCAUCCAUAUUUAUUUGAUUUAGAUAAUCCGGCAAUUGAAUUGAAUAAAUCUGAUAUUGAGCAAUUUAAAUCAGCGCAAUUAAAAGAUGUGAUUGUUGAGAAUAAUAAAUUGGAUAUUAUUAUUGAUGAGAUUAUAUUACCUAAAGUGAGUCAAUUGUUGAGUAGGACCGAUAUUGUUGUUGUUGGACCUGGAUUUGGAAGAGAUCCACUUAUGUUGAAAUCAUUGGUUAGAAUAAUUGAAGAGAUUAAGGUUUUGAAUAAAUCGAUAAUAUUGGAUGCUGAUUCUCUAUAUUUGAUUUCGAUUCAUCCUGAAGUGAUUCAGAAUUAUACAAAAGCGAUUAUAACUCCUAAUGUGGUUGAAUUUGAUAGGAUUGCAAAAGAAUUAGGAAUGGAACCAAGUAUUAAUGAAUCAAAUUUAGAUACUUUAAUUUCAAGAACUCAAGAAAUGUCAAAGAAUUUAGGUAAUAUAAUCGUAAUCCGAAAGGGAAAACUGGAAAUCAUUGCUAAUUCGGAAAGAUACUUGGUAAACGACUUCCCAGGAUCAAGUAAACGAGUUGGAGGACAAGGUGAUAGUUUAACUGGAGCAAUUGCUACUUUUGUCAAUUGGUCAAAUAAUUAUAAUGAAGAAUUAUGGGAUGUAUCAUCAUCCGGGGAUAAGAAGAUCCCGCUAAAUGAAAGUAACUUGUUGGCUUGUUAUGCGGCUUCAACACUUGUGAGAUGUGCUGGUGGGAAAGCCUUUCGGAAAUAUGGAAGGGCUAUGCAAACUUCAAAUCUUCAUGAAUUCUUAGGCGAAUCUUUCAAUGAAUUAUUUGAAGAUGCAAAACCAAAUAUGUAA